Acanthopagrus latus (yellowfin seabream) is the source of this 3625-nucleotide messenger RNA. It is a transcript of the gene slc30a4, whose product is annotated as solute carrier family 30 member 4. Gene Ontology annotation, cellular component: plasma membrane. The transcript is spliced from 8 exons. NCBI's taxonomy places the organism in Eukaryota, Metazoa, Chordata, Actinopteri, Spariformes, Sparidae. Gene Ontology annotation, molecular function: zinc ion transmembrane transporter activity. The record is from RefSeq and is a predicted model, not a curated record. Gene Ontology annotation, biological process: zinc ion transmembrane transport; response to zinc ion. The coding region runs from base 269 to 1591 and encodes 440 amino acids.
GACUGUCGGUGCAGUCAAACUUGCUAGUGCCACUUCCGAGUGCGGAGGUAGAGCUUCGACUCUGAUGUUUACACCAGUAUUACCAUGCCAGUUUCUCUUUAAAACCCAGCUAAGUUUGCACAACUGAAAACUACAUCUACAGGUGCUAAAAUGGAGUAGAAAUGCAGGUUUUCAGCUGUACCUCGCCGCAGAGAAUGCGAAUCACUCCCGCCAGAAGGCAGUAACAUACAGGCGGAACACACCUGGAAACACCUGGAUAGGAGUAAAGAUGUCUGGUGGGAACUUUUUGAGCAAGGUGCGGUCCGCCUUCAGGAGGGAGCGGGACGACUGGGACCUGAGCGACACGGCGCCCUUCGACUUCUCCGACGAGCUGGUGGAGGAUGAGACGCCCAAGUUCAACAAGCUGAAGGUCGUGGUCUCCGGAGAGAUGUCGGACUACUCUGCCGGGGCUCCGUCCAACGGGGUGGCCGUGAACACGCUGGUGGUGGCGGAUGAUGACGAUUCCCUGCUCGAGUCCUCCUCCAGCCUGGGCAGCCCGGGAUUAAACAUGGACCCCUGUGACAACUGCAACAAGAAGAGGGAGAAGAUCAAGCACAAGAAGGUGAUGAGGAGGCUGGUUAUGGCAGCUGUGCUGUAUUUCCUUUUCAUGACGGGUGAAAUUAUUGGUGGUUACUUGUCAAACAGCUUAGCUAUUAUGACUGACGCUGUGCACAUGCUAGCUGAUGUGGUGGGCAUUUUGUUUUCUCUGCUGGCUCUCUGGCUUUCCACCAAACCGCCCACCAAGAGAUUCACCUUCGGACUGCAUCGCCUCGAGGUUGUAUCGGCAGUCCUCAGCGUGUUGCUCAUCUACAUUCUGACAGCCGUUCUGGUCUAUGAGGCGGUGCAGAGGACGGUACACCAAGACUUCAACAUAGAUGGAGACGUCAUGCUUAUCACUGCAGCUGUGGGAGUGGCUGUCAACCUGAUAAUGGGUUUCCUGUUAAACCAAGGUGGUCACCUCCACGGUCAUGGCCACAGCCACGGUCAUGGCCACUCUCACGGCUCUGCAGCUGCCUCACAUUCACAUUCAGGUGGAUCUGGACAGCAGCAGAAGCAACACGGCAGCCUGGCUGUAAGAGCUGCCUUCAUCCACGCUUUGGGAGACCUUCUUCAGAGUGUCGGGGUGCUCAUAGCAGCUUAUGUUGUCCGCUUCAAGCCAGAGUUUAAACUGGCAGAUCCCAUCUGUACCUACAUCUUCUCCAUUCUGGUUCUUUGCACCACAUUCCGCAUCCUAAGAGACACUAUAGUCAUCGUGUUGGAGGGUGUUCCCAGGCAUCUGGACACUCGGCGAAUCAGAGAGGAUCUCCUGAAGCUGGAGGAUGUCCAAUCCGUCGACGAGCUUAAUGUGUGGGCGCUGACAGGUGACAAGACUGCAGCACUGGUCCAUCUCCAGCUCACGCCCUCUAGUGCCAACAACUGGGAGGACGUCCAGGCGAAGGCUCGCCACCUGCUGCUCCACACCUACGGUCUCAGCAGGUGCACAGUGCAGGUCCAGACACACAGACAGAGGCUGGUACGCAGUUGUGCUAACUGCCAGCAGCCCAGCGCCUAAAGAGAGAGACUCUUCACACCUACAUUGACUUCCACAGUGCAUCUCAUAGAGCCAAACGGCAGACGACACAGUACAGAGAGGGCCUGGAUGUCGCACCGCUGUUGCAGCUCAGUGCCACAGCAGGAGCAGCAGUAUACGGUGAUACGUGGAAAGAGACUGGUGCCAAAGGACAGUCAGUGGAACAACAGCAGAUGCAAAUUUCUAAUUAAAGGAUGACUACAGCCUCCAGGGACCUUGUGCUCUUCCCCUCAGAUUGGACUUUGAAUGUUAAAGUCUCAGCCGAGAAGAAUGAAAAAUAUCUUGCUCUUAAUUCACCAUUAAAGCCUAUCCCAACAGGUAACUUUUUUGUAUUUCACUGUUGAUUUAUCACGACUGAUGUUUUGUCAUCAGAUGUUAAAUUUAACUUUUUGUUAUACUAGGUGUGAGGACUGUGUCCUAUUUGUUAUUUUUCUGAGGAUGUCAGCAAAUGAAAACAGUACCUCAUGUCAUUUGACAGCAACUGUGGUCACAGUGCAUUUAAGCUGUAUUCCUCACCACUGGAAUUAGUGAGGCAACACACCUUUAUCUUUGUUUCUCUUUAGACGUUAAAGCUCGUCUCCUACACUUAAAUCAUUAACAUUCUUCAGCCAAAGUCUGUUGGUAGUAGGGCUGCCCCUGGAUAAAGACCUUUUAGUAGUUGUUAGGUCAAACUAUUUGUCAACUAUUCGCUGCAUGUCUAUGCUAAUACUUUAAUCAGUUAAAGAAUUACAUGUUUAGGGCACAAACAAAGCAAGUGGCCUGUUAGUGACAGUGUUAACAACAAGAGCGGUAACAUAACGAUGCUGAAUGUCCAGACAGGAGACUGAACAUUGUGUUAAUUUAUUCAACACUGUACAACAUUAGACAUUGUUCAAAUACGAGAUAAAUAUGGGAUAAAUGACCUCCAAUUUUACAAAAACAAACACUCAGAGUUUUUGACACACUGGAGGAUGUAAACUUACAAAUUAACUCCAAAGCCCCUUCCCACCUUUCCUGUCCCCACCUGAACCUGUUUUAUUUGUCCUGGUCAGUGCUGAUGUACCGUUAAAGGUGCAAUAUGUAAGAAUGCUGUUAACUGGAGAUGCUGUAAGCCAGAUAACGCAGUUAUCUGUGCAGCUUACAGUCCAGACUGGGAGCUCAGGAAUUGUUGGUCAUAAGCUCAGGUGCUUAGAUGGCCUUAAGUUAACAGGUUAGCAUGCUGAUUUCAAGUAGAUAUCUCUGCAAUACCACAGAUGUCAUACAUGUCAAAUCUGUUAUUUAUUUACAUUUGAUUGAAUAUUAAUCAGUGUUUGAAUUGUUUCAACUAACAUUCUCAGAUACACUGCACCUUUAAUCACUCCAAUGGAAGCCACUUUCCCUGUUAAUAAAAUACUCGUCUCCAUCGGUCUCGACCCCUAUUGGUCCCACAGUUCUCAUGGUUAGCUCCAUGGUUAACUGAGCUACAGUUAGUGAGGUCUGGGUUGCAUUUGUUCUCUACUUUCUUUGCGGUGCUUAUAAGAGGACUCAGCUCCUGACUGGAGCGUGAGGAUCUUUUCUGCGAGCUAAGACUCUGCACACCAUCGGUGUAUUUGACUCUUAGGGGGGCAGCCGUGUAAGGCAGAUUUUCAAUAAAGGCAGAUUAGAUACUGACACUUUUAACACUCACUGUAUUCUAGCAUGUCUCUUAAUUGUUGCGAGCAAGCAACUGACAAUCAAAGUGUGACUGACUUUGAAUAAGACUUCCGUAAUGGUUUCAGCCUUAUACUCUAUACUCAGCUUUCUUCAUAUCAUUAACCGACAGUAUCGUAAUGCAGACGGGUUUGGGUCUUGUUCAGUAUUUUCAGACUUGCAGUGUGUUUCUGGGAGGGAGACGUGAGUUAAAAUUUGCCAAUAAUGGUGUUAAUCGUGUUUUCUCUGUCAAGUGUUAAGAGGCGUUGUGGAGGCUUAUGGUAAAUCUUCCACGUCUCUGAUCUUAAUCAUCAAGAGAAAUCAGGAACUGGAUCACUGUUUUUGUUUAUAAUAAACUAUUUAAUCUUU